Molecule: messenger RNA, 1193 nt
Organism: Xenopus laevis (African clawed frog)
Lineage: Eukaryota; Metazoa; Chordata; Amphibia; Anura; Pipidae
Product: olfactory receptor 5G3-like
Exons: 1
Coding region: 285-1193 (302 amino acids)
Source: RefSeq, a predicted model, not a curated record
AGGCUACAUUCUGCUGCAUAAGUUUGGGGUUCUUGUUGGUACCCUAAAUACACUGGGAAUGCUGAGGAACAAAGACGAGAAUGAUGGAAUAUGAGUGGGGCGAUAGAAAGUCUUUUAUGACAUUGCUAUUAAAUAUAUUCAUUAUAUAUAAGACCUAAGAAAAUAAUUUAUAAAGCACUUCUGACUCAUGAUUGUAGCAGCCAUUACUAAAUAUCUUCAAAAAAGAUUAAAAAGUUAAUAUAUAACUCUUGAUUAAACUUUUCCUUAUAUAUUAACCCCAGAAAAUGCAUGAGAAGAACCAGACAUUGGUCAGUGAGAUUGUUCUCUUGGGGUUUCAGAAUCUCCACAACUUCAAGAUUCCCCUGUUCUCUCUGUUCCUUCUGAUUUACAUUAUUACAGUUUGGGAGAACGUCCUCAUCAUAGUGUUGGUGUCAAUCAGCCGGAACCUCCAGUCCCCCAUGUACUUCUUUCUCCAACAGUUGUCCUUCUCUGAUCUACUGGGAUCCACAAAUAUUGUACCUACCUUGCUCCAAACUGUAUUAAAUAACAGAGCUACAAUGUCUUUUGGUGGCUGUUUAAUACAACUCUAUUUUUGGGGUUCUUCAGAAAUUUUUGAGUGUUUGCUUCUAGCAGUAAUGUCCUAUGACAGAUAUGUGGCCAUCUGUAUCCCACUGCGUUACUCUUCUAUAAUGUCCCACAGGGUUUGUGUCAAGUUAAUUCUUAUGGCAUGGGCUCUUGGUUUUGGCCUUGCAUUGAUUACAGUGAAUUUAGUAGGGACACAACAGUUCUGUGACCGCAAAAACAUUGAUCAUUUUUUUUGUGAUUUAUUUCCUCUUCUUCAGCUUUUCUGCUCAGACACCUCUUUUGUGGAAUAUGAAGUAAUCAUUGAAACAGUCCCUGUGGUUUUCAUCCCCUUUAUACUCAUUAUUGUUUCCUAUGUAUGUAUUGCCCAUGCAAUCCUAAAGAUAGUGUCCAAUACCGGGAGACAAAAAGCCUUCUCCACCUGCAGCUCCCACUUGGCUGUGGUCUCCAUAUUUUAUGGGACUCUCAUUGCUAUUUAUGUGGUUCCCCCCAGAAACCAAUCACAGACCAUAAGCAAAGUUCUGUCUCUGUUAUACACGAUAGUCAUUCCAUUGGUUAACCCUCUUAUUUACAGCCUAAGAAAUGCAGAUAUCAAAGAAGCCUUUAAAUAA